Messenger RNA from Calypte anna (Anna's hummingbird), 1855 nucleotides. It is a transcript of the gene ENHO, whose product is annotated as energy homeostasis associated. Lineage: Eukaryota; Metazoa; Chordata; Aves; Apodiformes; Trochilidae. Bases 441 to 626 code for a protein of 61 amino acids. The record is from RefSeq and is a predicted model, not a curated record. The transcript is spliced from 2 exons.
GUACCGCGGCACCGCUCCGCAUCCGGGACCCCGCACCGGGACCCCGCUCCGGGAUCCUGCUCCCCGCCGGGACCUGACACCAGAAGCGCCGUCCGCCCACCCGCCGGCGGGGUCCCGGCGGUUCCCGGGGAGAAGUGGAGGCAGGUGCAAGAGAGAGGAGAGGGGUCCCUUUGUCCCUCCUGCCCUACUGGAGGAGGGGAAGCUGAAGGAAAGCUCCAAUUGAUCCUUCCCAGCAGCACGGUGAAGCCCAGGAUACAGGUCUGAGCAGCCAAAAUGUGAUGGGACGACACUGACCUGCCCCAUCCUGCCACCAGCACCACCACCAUCCCCUCUGUACCUGCCAAUGCCAGUGGGUACAGGCUGCUCUCCUGAUUGCUGCACUGGCAUCCCCAGUGUGGGGCCGAGUUCUGGACCUCAGUUCUCCCCGUGGGACAGAGGCAAUGGGGGCUGCUCUCUCCACUGCAGCAAUAGUGGCGAUUUCUUUUAACUGUGUCGUCGUGUUGCUCAUCCUCAUCCUCUUCCUCAUCCUCUGCAAGGCCUGCAGGACCCCCUCGUGCCCUCAAAAGAGCCAAGCUUCUGAUGCAGAUGAGACAAAGAAUGAAGAGAAGUACCUCCUGCAUCCCUGAGCUGCCUGGGAACUUGGGUACCCAGCUGAGCUGAAGGAGUCGUGCCAGCCUGGAUGGCUGUGCUGGGACUGGGACACAGAACCAGGCAGGAUUAGAGCAGAGAGGAUGCCGAGCUGCUCACUGGGGCUGUGACACAGGGCACAGCCCUUUGCCUGCCUGGUUUGGUGUGUGAAGUCCCUGUGGAUGCCCACAGUGACCAUGGGGAUGGAGAGCCAGCAGCUAGGGAUGUGCUAUGGGGAUAAUUGUGCCUGUCUCAGCAGCCAGGGAGUGCAGCAGGAGCCUAGCCCUUGUCUGCACCCCAUGUUUGGGGACAGACUGUGGGCUGCUCCCUGCUGCUCAUGGCCUGGGACAGUGGCCACUGCACCACAGACCCAAGCAUGGCCAGCCAGGGGCUUGGAGAGGGGAAGCAGCACAGCUAGCAUGGGCACCAGUCCCUGAGAGGGCUGGCUGGCCAUGGUGGGAUGUGCCCAGGGGGACCCCAGCAGGCCUGGACCCAUCAGCAGAGCAGGGUGUUCCUGAUCUGGGUGUCUUUGUGGGUGGCUCCACAGCCACAGGAGGGCAUUUGGUACCUGUCUGCCCCAGCAGCCAAUUUAAUGAGCUAUGAGAGGGUCUGCAUGGUCUGUCCAUUUGUCCACAGUCUUGUCUGUCAAGUCCCCCCUAGCAUUAGCACCAACACUGCCAGGCAAACAGCCCUUGUGUUCCUGCCUGUCCUCCUGCCUGCUCCCAGCCAAGGCCAGCCCUGGGGGUUUGACCUGCCUGCAGUCAGCAGAUGUACCCUCGUUGGUGUCCCCAUCCCCGCUGAGACCAGCCUGGGGUGGCUUUUCUCUGGGGAAGGGGGGACACAUGGGGAUAGAUUGAGGGUGCCAGGGACAAACACCACUAUCGCUCCCUUGGGACCACUGUGGCUCCGUGGGGAGAGAUGCUGCUGGCCUGGCUCACCCCCAAACCUAGUAGCUGCCUUCGCCUGCCCUGCCUGUAGGUGCUGUGCUUUUUGGAAGGCUCUGCCCUGCCCAUCCUAGAGCUGAGCAGUAGCCAAGGUCCCCGCUGGCACAGAUGCUGCAAUAAGGGGACAGAGAUGUGGGCUGUGCUGGGAGGGAUGCUGGCCAGGCUUCCUCUGAAGGAUUGGCCAGACCUGGCACAGCCUGUGUUUCAUCCUUAUGUCAGGUGUAGCUAACUCAUGCCUUUGCAGCAGUGUUUUUACUAGACUAAUAAACUGAUUGUAGGACCUA